This is a messenger RNA of Pocillopora verrucosa, 1971 nucleotides long. RefSeq lists its product as uncharacterized. Gene Ontology annotation, biological process: peptidyl-tyrosine sulfation. Gene Ontology annotation, molecular function: protein-tyrosine sulfotransferase activity. The record is from RefSeq and is a predicted model, not a curated record. Lineage: Eukaryota; Metazoa; Cnidaria; Anthozoa; Scleractinia; Pocilloporidae. Gene Ontology annotation, cellular component: Golgi apparatus.
AUCAACUCUUCUAUCCUCAUUCACGACUAGCGGAAAAUUUGUGAGGACAAAAAUGAUGAAAAUUCGCCUGUGUACUCUCAAAUGCCUUGUUAUCUUACUUGGGGUUGCAAGUCUGAUGAUAAUUGCAGGAAGGAAUUUGUAUCAAGAAUCAUUUGUAACGGAAGACAGCAAUAUUUUCAAGGAGACGCAGGUUGCAAAGCAAUUUUUCAACCCCCUAGGGACGUCUUGUAAGCCAGAGCCUCUACUUGACAGCAUAGCAAGGCUAAACGGAAUGUUUGAUGAUCUCAAGACAUUCGUGAUGUUUAUUGGAUACUCACAGACUAUAGAGAGUCGUACUGGCGCCAUAUUGGAUGCGCAUCCUCAGAUUAUCCUUCCGCAAGAGUACGAUGUCUUAGGGAACUGGAAAAUGUAUCAAAACAAGAAGCUCAGGGAACGCGGCAAGCAAAAGUAUAUGCUGUUUUUCUUCUUGCAUUAUCUUUCCACUUUUCAAGCUAUUUUUCGAAACCAAGCUAAUAAACCAAGCCAGUUCUGGGUAUGGACAUCCAAAGUCGAGAGUGCUCGGUAUUACCCACUUUCUGAUACAUGGCAGGGGAUAACAAAUGGCAAGAUUAAGGUUAUUGGUGACACCAGUAGUGGUUCAACCACUAGACAACUUACCAGGAACCAAGGAAACUUUACCGUUCUUGAAGACAUCCAAAAUGUCAUUGGUAUUCCACUGAAAUUUCUUCACACUAUUACAAACCCAUACGAAGUUAUUGCUUUGAAUGUAAUGAGACAGUCCAGAUCUGCCGUAGAGAUAAAUGACGCGAAGGAUGUUUUCGCCCUUGUGGAGACAAAUGCACAAAUAAGGAAACUAUAUGGUGAUGCAGUAUUAGACAUUUCUACUGACGAUUAUAUCAAUAAUCCAAGGGAGACCAUGAUACAAAUUUGUAGAUUCCUACAGGUUACAUGUUAUAAUAGCUAUCUCGAUAAAGUUGAAAAAGAACUUAAUAAGGAGUCGACGAGGGCUCGGGAUCAGGUGAUUUGGACCGACGAGGAGAAGGAGUGGGUCGCUGCAGAAAUAAAUAAGUACUCUUUCCUGAAGUCUUUUGAAUUUUGAAACUUUCAUGAACAAGUAUUUUAUUGAUUGAUGGUACGAGGCCUUAAACGAGUACUCUAGUUAUUGUUUCGUAAUUUUUCUGGUAAAACAAGAAAACAUUUAAAAUUGAGGAGAUUUUGAGUAUUCAAAAAACAUCUUAAGAGGCAGGAGCUCUAUAGAGGGGCAAGGACAUACAGAAUAGCACUGGCGUUCCCUCCUUCCUAGAAGUGUAGAAUUUUAUCAAUUGACCCUUAAGGACAGUUUUUAACAUAUACGAGGUGAAGCGGGUCGUAUAGUUCAUCAUAGCAAUUUGCUUAAAGAAAGAGUAAUUUGCCUUAGCGCCGCAAUUGCUAUUGUCUGUUGUUGAAGAACCUUAGCAAGGCGUUGUGCAAUAAAUUAAUGUAAGCAAUGGGACCAGACAUUUCAGUUGAUACUCAAACCUGACUCCAAAGUGUCUAAUCCUUUAGCUCCCAUGGGUGACCAAGACAGAAUUAUUCUUUACAAUAUCACAACAAUAUCAAGCUGACAGGUGAUGAGGACAAAAAAGAAUACCAAUUAGGGGAUCAGUAGUUGAUCCAAUACCUAAUUGUCCGAACUAACAUCUAAUAGUUACAUGACCCACAAUAAGGAGAACUGCUUGUGAGAUCUGGGAGUUAAAGGGUUAACAAAAGUGUUUGAUCUUUGGAUACUUUACCUCAAGCGAAAAAAGACGCCAUAGCUAUGUUAAUGAUUAAGCAUUUCGGAUGCAGGUUAAACAUUUAAAUAAGUCACACAGUAAUCAGUUACUCGGUUAGUCAACCGAUCAGUUAUAUUGUUAUAAUUUAGUAGAUUUGUCAAUAACGUAGUCUGUUAGUUAGUCGGUCAUGCAAUUAAACCAACUUUUUCCUUAUGUA